AUGGAAAAAGAAAAAUCAAAAUAUCGUUAUUCUUCAGAGAUUCAACAAAUGAUGUUUGUUUUCGGUGAGGUCUCAGAACCUUCACUUGAAACGAUAAAUCUUGUUGAAGAUAUCGUUCGCUCUCAAGUGAUUGAAAUCAUUAUACAAGCUGCAGCUCAAGCUUCAAAACGUGGGUCAAGGUACAUGAGCGCUGAAGAUUUAAUUUUUUUAAUUCGUCAUGAUCGUGCUAAAGUAAAUCGGUUAAGAACCUACUUAAGUUGGAAAGAUGUACGAAAGAAUGCAAAAGAUUCGGGUGGUAAUGAUGCGGCUGAAGAAAUAAUGGAAGAACCGAAUGCAGGUUUGACUUAA
Molecule: messenger RNA, 348 nt
Organism: Funneliformis mosseae
Lineage: Eukaryota; Fungi; Glomeromycota; Glomeromycetes; Glomerales; Glomeraceae
Source: the annotation of a GenBank genome assembly